Messenger RNA from Neoarius graeffei (lesser salmon catfish), 1508 nucleotides. RefSeq lists its product as uncharacterized. The record is from RefSeq and is a predicted model, not a curated record. The coding region runs from base 16 to 1281 and encodes 421 amino acids. The transcript has 2 exons. Lineage: Eukaryota; Metazoa; Chordata; Actinopteri; Siluriformes; Ariidae.
UAUGGCUUAAAUGUCAUGAAACUUAUACCACCGUCUGACAAGCCUGUUGUAAUGGUAGUUGAUGCCAUGGCAUUCAUUCAACGUUACCAGCAUCUUGGGAGCAGCACCUUCUAUGAACUGCAAGGGAAUUAUCUGAGGCAGUUACUUGAAAUGCUCCCAGACCAGUGUGACUGCAUCCACUUUGUUGGUGAUAGAUAUGAUUUCUCUCCAGCUGAAAGUCUGAAAGGUGAGGAGCGAGAGAAGAGGAUGAAGACCUGCCCCAGCAAAAUGAAGGAGUAUAAGCCGCAUGACACACUCCCUGUACCUGAAUGGAAAGGCUUCAUUCACAAUCCACGGAAUAAAGCUAAUCUGUUGAACUACCUGGGGGAAGCAUGGACUGCUCAGAACAAGUCACUUCCUGCAGGGUGCACACUUAUUCUUGGUGGAGUCUUUUGUGAUCCUGGUCGCACUGUGCUCUUGUCAGCAAAUUGUCAGAUUGAGCUUCCAGAACUUUCCUGUGAAAAACAUGACGAGGCAGAUACUAGAACGUUUGCUCACAUUGCAUAUUCAGUACGCAUUAUGCACCACAAACGGGCUGUGGUAGUUGCAACUGACACAGAUGUGAUCAUGAUGUGCAUCUACUACAUCAGACACAUGAUUGGGCUGCAGGAGCUGUGGGUGAAGAUGAAUGACAACUUCCUACCUGUUCAUGCCAUGACAGAAGCUCUGGCAGGGAAGUAUGACACUGCACCUGCAGAAUUUACAUCCAUUCUCCUCAGCACGUACAUACUUACUGGAUGUGACACAGUGAGCUAUCUUUACAGAAGAGGGAAAAGGCAGGCCUACACAACUACCAUUAAACACCUGACAGACCUUCUGCCACUCUGCAGGAGUGACUUUGUUGGGACACUGGAUGCCCUGCGAGCCCAUCUCUUUGUUAACAUCAAAGGAGACAUGCGUUGCCUUCCUCCAACAGAAGAUGCCUUCUUAUUACACCUUCGCCGUGCUCUUCAUCAAUUAGCUGUGUGUAAGCGGGCGCACCUGGUUCAGCCAAACCACCCAGCUGCUACUGAGUUUGGGAGGCAACUUGUAAACGGCAAAUUGGUGCCAGUUAUGAUGCUGAAAGAGGCAAAACCAUCGGAACUCAAACUCAGCAAAUACUGCAACUGCAAGAAAAGCAUGUGUGCCCGAGGAUGCUCCUGUGCAAGAGCAAAUGUGAGGUGUGGCAUUGCAUGCCUCUGCACCGGGGAUCCCAACAGAUGUUCAAGGAUUGAACUUGCGCUUGAAGAAAGAGACAUGUAAGUUGACUGUGUGUAUGUGUGUGUGUGUACACGUGUGUACAUCAAUGUGAAGGGGGGCAUCUUUUAUCCAGCUGCGGUAUGACCCACCCUGUCGGUCUUGUUUGUUGUCUCAUCAGGCGACAGGAAGGAUCUGCAGUGUGCCACCCUCCUGAUUAUCCCAAUUCACAGGGACCCGCGCAGGGACCCCACGUUUACUUUUAAAUUACUUUGUUCUAUUAAAGUUGUCAG